This is a messenger RNA of Saccostrea cuccullata (small rock oyster), 3974 nucleotides long. RefSeq lists its product as uncharacterized. The record is from RefSeq and is a predicted model, not a curated record. Gene Ontology annotation, cellular component: cell-cell junction; plasma membrane. Gene Ontology annotation, biological process: cell-cell adhesion. Bases 88 to 2766 code for a protein of 892 amino acids. The transcript is spliced from 12 exons. NCBI's taxonomy places the organism in Eukaryota, Metazoa, Mollusca, Bivalvia, Ostreida, Ostreidae. Gene Ontology annotation, molecular function: cell adhesion molecule binding.
AUAAAGAGCGUUUUCAACCGAGCUGGACAGUAAGGGUAAAAAGUGGUGAAAAACUUAAUUUAAAUAUUUUGUCUUACAAAGUGAAAAAUGAUUAAAUUCAAACUCCUAUGGCUAGUUUUAGUUGGGAUGUUUUACAUUGCACAAGGACAUGGAUUUACUAUAUCGACUGAGUUUAUGGAUGAGAAGCUAAUAUUCAGAUGGUCAAAUAUUUCAAAACAACCUAAUGAUAUUAUGGUUUAUACUGAUGGUCAACAAAUUGCAGCUCAAUAUAUAAGAACCAGUGAUGACCAAUACAUUGUGGAAAAUGUAAUGAAUCAUACAACUGUAAGGAUCAGCAUUGUGGAGUUUACCAAGCCAAAUAAUACGGAAUACAUGAAGACAUAUGCCCACAACGUCAAUACAGUACAAUCUACGGAGGGAGAAUCAAAAAACAUCUCAUGGAUUGCUAAGUAUUUUCCAAAAAGUGGAGAUUACAAGAUAUUUCAUGCAUAUAUUGGAAAACCGCAAUUGAUAAUGACAGUAACUAACACAGCAUACAAAACAAAAUUUGACAAAAAAUAUUUUUACCAUGCCAAACCCGGUUGCCCUGAAAUUUUAUUUGAAGUGAUAAAUAUAUCAGCAGAAGAUGCAGGAUAUUACGUUGGAAGUGAAAGAAAGAAAACAGCUUUCUCAACAGAAAAGGGGGUUCUACUCAUAGUUUCUGGAAAACCAGAGAAACCUAAUAUAACUGGAGACCUGGAAAUUAAAGACGGAAAAAAUGCCACCUUGAAAUGUGAAAGUAAAUCUACAUCUGCCCCCGACUACCAUAAGUUCCCACUAUUAUCGUAUACUUGGUUUGCUAAUGGCACCAGAGUAGACGGAGAACAAAGUGCAAACUACACAUUCAAGGUCUCCAAAGAUGACAGAUACAAAGGGUACAGUUGCCAGGCGAAAGAAACUCUUGAAUCAGAAAGAAGUGACGAAAUUAAAAUAAACAUUUUGUACGGCCCAAAAAGUGUCAGUAUAUCCCCAAAACCUCCUAACGACACAAUAACAAUUAAAGAUGGUGAUCUUGGUCUGUACAACUGCUCAGCUGACUGUAAUCCACCUUGUACUGUACAAUGGAAGUAUAAACAACCGGACGGAGGUUUUAGAGAUGUUAUACCUUAUGAGAUUUCUUCAUCACCUUUACCAUAUCUAAACAAAGACAGAAAUGGAAUGAUUCUGAUGCAAUGUGUAGCUAACAACAGUGAAGGGCGUAAGAAUUAUAGCAUCAAGUUAAACAUUCUUUAUUUAUCGAAACCUGUGAUCUUUCUUAAUGAUAGUAAUCUGACUCGGUCAAACAUCAAAGAAGGCCAUACUCUCAAUAUUUCGUGUUUUGUGGAGGGCAAUCCCACCCCUACAAUCAAGCUCAGCAAAGUCUCGAAAAGGCAUACCAAUGAACCACGAGACAAGUACUGGCUGAACUACACUAUAGCAAAAGCUCAAUGUUCUGACUCCGGCACCUACAGAUGUACAGGAAAUACAUCACAACAUGGGAGUAAACAUGAGGAAUUGACUGUGAAUGUGACGUGUGAGCCUCAACUUGAUACGUCUGUGUCCUUCAAAACCACCUAUGGAUCAUUGAGUGGACAAAAUGUCACAGUUCUCGUCGACGUGCCCGUGAUAGCAAAUCCUUUUCCUUCAACAUCUCAAGCAAGAAUAUCUUGGAAGGGUCCUGAACAUCGGGAUAUAAUAAAUACAAUUGCAGAAAGAGACCACCUUAUCUACAAACACUGGAUAAAAAGCACGAUUCCUAUCCUUGAUCAGAGAUCUUUUGGAAAUUUUACUUUGACUUACAAUGGAACAUUUAUUGUCAAUAUAACAAUCAACCCUGAAGAUGUACCUGAGUCACCUUCGGAGUUAAGCUGGAGUUCUUCUGAUAUAGCAAACAUUAAUCUUACCUGGAAAUCAAACUUUAAUGGAGGACCGAAACAAUUCUUUAUCUUAUAUAGAAAAGAAGGCUCAACCUGGAAAAAAAUUGCUAAUCUAACAGAUCCUGGUGAGGGCAACAUUGGGUAUUAUGACCUAGGACCUUUGAACCCAGGACAGCACCAGUACCAACUGAAGAGUUGUAAUAGAAUCAACUGUUCUGCAAAUCCAAAGAUAAUAAACGUCGCAGUACAAGCCUUACCUACGUCAUCCUCCCAAUCUGAGGAUAAUAGUAUGUUGGUUGCGAUUGUCUCCUCAGCUGUCGGUGUAGUUUGUAUUGUAAUCCUUGCUGUCGUUAUGACGAUGUACUUCCUGAGGAAAAAGUCAGCGCAGAAUCAUAAGAGUGAAGAAAGGAACAGCGGAUCCUUAGAAACCGACUACACUCAACCGGAUGUUGUUGUGUACGCUGCUGUUGACAAGAGUGUCCUCAAGAAGAACAGGCAACAGGAUGACGUAGUGAAGAGUGACGUCAUCAAGGAUCAAAAUGUUGAAAACGACACAGUUUAUUCAGAAGUGAUCAAACCUUCCAGAAAACAAAAGCAAACAAAUAAAAAGAACGGGCAGAAAAAUGAUGAGAAGAAGGAAAUUAAAGGAAAGAAAGAGGCACCAGGGGGAUCAAACAUGGAUGAGAAUACACGUGCUGUGAAUGAGGAUGGUUUAGUAUACAUUGAUGUAGAAUUUACAAACAAGGGCUUCGAGUCGGACAAAAGGGGGAAACCAGUCGUGCACGGAGAAGAAGAGAGAACAGAGUACACGUUCGUGGAUUUUUCCAAGAAAGCGCCACCUAUGGAGGAACCACAGGAUGAUGCCGAGUAAAAAACUGUAUGGACAAGAUUGACAAAUAUGGCUUCAAAUAAGACCAUUUGUUGUUUUUUAAUAACGUUCAUUUUUUGAAACCAUUUUUGAGGUUCUUUUUUGUGUUUCCUAUUUUUCAAACAUUUUUUUAUUUUGUAAGCUUAUAUUUUAGGUAUGUUGUUGCUUAUUUAAAAGAAAAAAAAGCAAGUCAAGAACUUAUGUACAUAUUUCUGAGCAGUCUCAGAAGCAAAAUUUUGAGAAAACAACAUAGAGGAUAACAGGUAUAAUUCGGCUUCAUUCCUUACAAUUAAUUCUCUAUGCUUUAAAAUUAAGAGAACACUUGAAUAAUCGCGAACCACCAUCAAAAAUAUUGUUUUCGCUUUCAAAACUUGUUUAAAAUGUAUUUUAUAAAAAAAUAAAUAAAUAUGUUACUUGCGGUGUAAGAAAUGCUAAACAGCUACAAUGAUAGCUUAGAUAGAGGAUUUGUAACAACUUGGAAAUCCUCUUUUGAACACUAACUAACCACCUUUGGUAAUCUUUUGUCGUCUUGCAAACAUAUCAUUGAAGGACUUUGUCAUAAAAAAAACAUUUGUCAAAUCCCUUUAUACUCGGAAAGUUGGCAUAUUAGAUUGCGUGUUUGGCAAAUAUUCAAUUAACAAAGCAAAAAGCUUAUGGUGGUUAGCAAAUAAGUGUAUCUUAAAUUGAAAGAAAGAAACAACUAAUGCAGACACACAUGGAUAUAGGUGACAUGUUUUAUCUAGAUACCUUUUUUUUAGAAAUAUAUAUCAUUGAAUUUUCUGUACAUAAUUUGUUUUGCUAAUUUUACUUUUAUUUAUUUUUCAAGUUUGAUAAUUUGUACAUUUCUUUUAUUUUUUCAGCCAUUUUAGUUUAAAAUGUUCCAUGCCUUCAAAUUGACUGGUUUUAGAAACAUGGAGCUACAUAGAGUAGCUACGCUAGAUUAAUGUUAGAAUAUUAAUCGUUAACGUAAUCUGUUUUUAAUGGCGUAUACACUAUAUGGAAAGACACUUUAAACUCUAUUUCAAUGAAAAUUAUGUUUUGUUCGUUUGUAUUAGAAUUUUCAAAUUGAGGACCAAGUUUUUUUUUAAUAUGCCUACCUCUGGUAUGACUGGAACCCGUAAUAAUGUCAUUUUUUAUUUAAUUAAAAAUUUUCGUUUACCUUAAUUACAUAUGUAUAAUUCUUCGUGUGUCUAUAUUUUGAAAUUUGAAAA